UGGUAAAAGUGUAACCAUAUGACGUAGCCACAGGAAGCCCCCAAAGAGUACAUAACAGAGAACAAAAGAUGCAGCAGGGUUUCAAAGUCCUGAAGAGUGCUUUAAACAAGACUACUCCGUUUUCCUUUCUUAGAAGGACCCUUUCCUCAUCACUCAACAGUGCUACAAAUAGCUGUGAAGAUCUUGAAAAUUCGGUGCUGGUUGAGAAAGGAACAAACUCAAGAGUUGUCAUCCUUAAUAGACCCCAUGUCCUGAAUGCUCUCACCACUCCAAUGGGACAUCGGCUUACUAAACUGUACGAGUCCUGGGCGAACGAUCCCCUCGUUGAUUUUAUCGUGCUGAAGAGUCAAAAUUGGUACCUGCUGCUAACUGAUGGCCAUGUCUUUCCAUUAUUUGUUUUGCGACUAUCUACAGGGAAAAUUGAAGAAUGUAAAGACUGUUUCAGGACAUUUUACAGCUUCGUGUACCUUUUAAGCAAAUAUUUGAAACCGCAUGUUGCUAUAUUGGAUGGCAUUACAAUGGGUGGAGGAGCUGGGAUUUCAGUCCAUGGGUCAUUUCGUAUUGCUACUGAUAAAACUGUUUUUGCCACUCCUGAAGUUCUUAUUGGCCUCCAUCCUGAUGCUGGCGCUUCCUAUUAUCUUUCACGCCUACCUGGAUUCUUAGGGGAAUAUCUAGGUCUAACUGGAGAUAUGCUUAGUGGAGACGAAAUGCUUGCUUGCGGGCUAGCUACCCAUUAUUCACCCAAUGCAAGUGUCCCUCUCAUUGAAGAGCAGCUUGGUAAAUUAGCUGCAAAAGAUUUUUCUGUCAUGGAAAGUUUUUUAACUAGUUUUUGCCAGACUGCAAAUCCGAGCGAAAGAAGUGUUCUUCACAGGAUGAAUACGCUAAAUAAAUGUUUUGGUCAUGCCACAGUCGAGGAAAUUGUUGACUCUCUGGAAAGUGAAGCAGCCAGAACGAAAGAUGACUGGUGCAUUUCAACAGUUCGAAAACUAAGAGAAGCUCCGCCUCUGAGCUUGAAGGUUUCCCUGAGAUCUAUACGAGAAGGUAGAUUUCGGACACUUGAACAAUGUCUUGAUCGCGAGUAUCGGAUGACUCUUCGAGCAAUUUCUAGACAGAUCUCCAAUGACUUCUGCGAGGGAGUUCGAGCAAGAUUAGUUGAUAAAUGCUUUCCACCCAAGUGGUAUCCGCCUUGUUUGGAACAAGCAACCGAUGACAUGGUGGAUGCAUACUUUGCACUGCCUGAUGCAUAUGAGCCUGGCCUAGAGUUACCUUCUAGUUAUGAGAAGCCUUUGCCUAAGUCUUUAUUUAAUGGCAGAGUACAAGAUAUGGUACCCUAGAUCCUGCUCUCGGAGGUUUGAUUCAAGAAACCAGCUUCAAUUUUAGAAUGGCUACCAUUGGAUUAUUUAGAUCGGCCUUGUAGAUCUACUAUAUCAACUUUGUUGUAAUUUGGCGGAUAAAUUAGACAAUUAGUAUGGAAAACCCAAAUAAAUAAGAAAUUACAUUUAAAU
Molecule: messenger RNA, 1505 nt
Organism: Populus euphratica (Euphrates poplar)
Lineage: Eukaryota; Viridiplantae; Streptophyta; Magnoliopsida; Malpighiales; Salicaceae
Product: 3-hydroxyisobutyryl-CoA hydrolase-like protein 1, mitochondrial
Exons: 13
Coding region: 69-1334 (421 amino acids)
Biological process (GO): L-valine catabolic process
Molecular function (GO): 3-hydroxyisobutyryl-CoA hydrolase activity
Source: RefSeq, a predicted model, not a curated record